Messenger RNA from Aspergillus mulundensis, 9456 nucleotides. RefSeq lists its product as uncharacterized. Bases 1 to 9456 code for a protein of 3151 amino acids. Lineage: Eukaryota; Fungi; Ascomycota; Eurotiomycetes; Eurotiales; Aspergillaceae. The record is from RefSeq and is a predicted model, not a curated record. The transcript is spliced from 3 exons.
AUGGCUACGCGUGGAGGCAGUCUACGGUGUAUCUUCCACCAUGUCGUCUUGCCACCUAAGCUGCCUGGCCAGGCCGAUGAGCACCCAGAGGCCGUCGAAAGGGAAUUGAUGCGCCGGUUGUUGAGUGCGGUGACGAUAAUGAAAACAAAGUCUGAAGAAGAGCUCUUCCCAACCUGGCAAAAGAUAGAAGAUACACUGAAGCUAUCUUCUCUUAUAAAUGAAGGAGGAAUAUGCAACAAGGCCGCGCUGCUUAAAUGUUUCAAGAAGCUGUCACCGGAGAUCGCCCUCAUUGCUCGUGUUCGAGAACAGAACGCAAGCCUUCUCAUCAGGUACGACGAAGAAGGCGUCAUUUUUGAGGGAUUUGAGAUCUCUCCCUCUGCCGAACAAACCCUUGCGGCCAAAGGCGCUCUGCAAUGGGACUUUCCCGGCUGCGCGGUCUGUAUACCCCACGAUACUUUCAAUGACCCCAGCUUUCAGGAGAAUCUCGCCCUUUUCCUUGAAAAAGCGAGUGUUGAGCGGCUCCACCAAUUCGCCGCCAAGGUUCGCAAGGCAGGCACGGAUGUGAGUGAAGACCGAGACACAUCCAAUCCCGCGCUCAUAACACAAUUCUUGAUGACUCUCCUCGAGAUUAAUGGCCGACGAUUGUCUAUACCUUACCUGCGAAAGCGCGUUUACGAUGAUGUCUGCUGGGACCAGGCAAAGAUCCCUUGGCGACGCUCUCCACUGUGGCUUACGCUCAGGGUGUGCAUCCAACGCUUGCUACAUCUGCAACAUGGCGAGCUAGGCCGCAUACAAUACAAAGGGCUGAUUUGUAUGUUCUUGGCAAAACUUCUGGGCGACUGCGUGACCGAGCUUCACUCCGAAUGCUACCACCAGCUGAAGAUAAAACUGUGUCGUCGAUUAGCGAAACUGGAAGCAGAGAAAGGGUCCGCAUCUCCAGCGGUAGCCAUGGUUUACAGCUCUGUUGUUAAACUAAUUGAACCUCAAUGUUCCGCCUCGAUUGAUAAAGCCACAGAGGCGAUCCAGAAAGAAUGGACUCUCUGGAAACAAGACAAUCAGCGACGGAUUCCAAAACUGUCUUCGUGUUCCGCCAACGACUCUUACCUCACACUUCCUAAUAGCAUCGAGUACCUGAAGAAUAUCUUCCAGCCGAGACAGCACCACAUCCCGCGAUCAGGCUCGAUAGAGCCCAGUCGUCUUGAGAGUAUUGUGACCAGCAGCACGACACAGCAGUUCGCUACUCUUACGAAGACAUACUCAACGCUCGCAGCUCGAGAGGCUGCUAUAGCGUCAGACUCCUUUGAGCUUCCGUCCACAGUCGAAGCGAUUAAGACGCGAUGCCUCGAUCUAGCAUCGUCCAUCGAGGACUAUAUGGACGCUGUAGGGAGCGCAUACGACGAUAACCACGAGCAGUUUUCCCUAUUUAUCCUGAACAUAUUCGACAUGUGGGUAGCUAUGGACAAGGCUGCAACAAAGGUGUGUCCAAUUCUGAGAGACUUCCACCCAUGGUUCGAGCCAGAAAUUCUUGACGUCUUGCUUCUGGCACGGUUUCCAGAAAUGCGACGUCUUCAGGCUAUCCAAACUUAUAUUGAUUCUCGCUGCACGGAAGCCAAGUACGGCAAGACAACCAUUUUCGCAGACCCAGCUCCUGGCUGCUUUGCUGAGCGGUACUUCGAUUCACCUGGCGCAGUCGCGCUCCAUAGGCUGCAGAGACGUAUUCUAGAAGCGUCACAGGACUGCGAGGAUGAUAAGAGAGAAGACCUGGAGAAAGUCAACGAUAAUUUCAUCAACCUCACCGAGAACCUGAGACUUACAAAUUGCACAAUGUUGCGCCACCCCGACGGAUCGCAUGACAUUCGCGGUUGCAAUCAUUGCUACUAUAUUCGGUCCCGCCGCCGGCUCGAGGUCGAAGUUCACGAAGAUUUUCUUCCAAUUGGACACCGAGUCGAAGUCCAGCAGAAGGCCGUCCUUUUCGAGUUACAGAUACCCAAGGACCUAGCGGCGUAUCGUGAAGUCACCUGGGCCAUCGUGAACAGACUCUGUCCCAAGAUAAUCCCUUCAGAUAGGGCCAAGCCGGAGGUCUUACUUGCGAAUUACCCUCAACUGAAGCCGUACAAUUCAAAUCGAGGAGGGGUCUUCUCUCUUGCGUCUCAAUGCAAAUCAUGGCUUGGAACACAUUACGGCUGGAUCAGACUUCCUGCUGCGGUGGAGGAUGUAUUACUUCCACAUGGCCUGAAAUACUCCUAUUACGAUUCGAAGAGAGAGUUGUGGUUCAGUGACUACCCAGAGCAGCUGAGCUUCGCACACCACUUUACGAUCGAGAUACCAAAGGAGUCUCCGUUCUCAGUGCUUUAUUCUUCGCUAGGGUUCGCUCCUGGUGUAGACGGUCCUUCUUCCUAUGAGGUAGCGGCUAGCGUCAGCGAGUGUCCAGCAGCCCUAACAACCCACGAAUUUACAGCCCAUCAGACAAUCGUGGGCGGAUGGAAUCGGCGCUGGCUAUCUAUUCUAGCCGAACUCGGGUCUUCGAAUAUCAAUUUCAGUCUACAAGAGACGAUGAUUCUGUUCAACCACCUGGCAUUGCAAGCAGGGCCCAGAACGGAGACCAAUAGAUUUCGGGUCGCUCACAUCAUGUUCAAGGAUGAACAAUUUUGCCAGAGGAUGACGGAACAAAUUGGCCGCCAUGUGGAAUCGAUAGCCACGAACCACCGCGAGACUUACAUGAUGGAGACUCUUCUGACACUUUGCAUCCGCCUAUUCACCUUGGGGCUUGCAGAGACCCGUCCCAACUCGAAGAGGGUUCUUUUAAGGAUUCGACAAAUAACAUUGGGUUGGAUUACCAUGCUACGGCAGGAAACAAGGCAAGCUGAAGAUGUCAAUCUAGCCAACACGUCUGCUCGAUAUUGUUUCCUAGCAGCCCUCCUCUGUCGGAGAACCUAUGCCCCCUGGCUCACAACUCAUGCAGCCCUUGAUUCGGACCAUUUGAAGUGCUUUUUCGAUGUAUCCUUGGCCAUGCAAGAAAGUUUAGUUGCCGACCUGAGCCGCUUCUCGACUGUGACUAAGAAUAUGCUGAUUCGAGACAUUAAAAUGACCAGUCAACUGUCUUCCCUGAUGCGUACUAGUGCGAACCAUGACCCCAAGUGUAUUGGAGAUGCCAUUGACACUGCCUGGCCCGCAGCUGACAACAAGCCGCGAAGCUAUACAGAGUGGAAACUGCUAUCGCCUCCUUACGAGAAUUGGGCCACGUCGCAAACGUGUGCAUCAGAAGGGCUUCUACCGCAAACUUUCUAUUUUCAUCUCCUUGAAGGCCAUCUGGUGGUUGACGGUAAAACCCUUGGAAAACUGCCAGCUGACAUUCGCGAUUCUCCGAUUCUGAAAGAACUCUUCGGGAACCAGCGACUGUUUGCUCUGCCCUCAAAUCUUCCAGGCAUGGAAUGGACGUUACUUAAUUCUGCCGAAAAGCAUCGGAUUCACUUGGGUCACCGUAGAACACAGCUAAUCAUACGAGCUGAGGCCUACAACACCACUCUAGAGCUCGUGCCAAGAAGUAUAUUUGGUUGCGGUCCUGAGUUUGACCUUCCCUACUAUCUGAUCUUUGAUUGUAUUCACUGGAUGGACCUCCGGACCGCCGUCCUCGAAUUGAGGCAAAAGCCACGAAUAUGGAAGAAACGAGAUGGUAACUGGAUUCUUGAUAUCCGUGCCAGAAAAGCAGAACGGCGAGAAGCCACACUCGUGGAUCCAUAUUCCCCGCUCGCGAAACAAAUAUCUAAGGUUUUCCUUCACUUCGAGCAGCUCAGUCGUCUCACUAUCUUUCAGACCCCCAGUACACUGAACGUCGAGUUGAAGAGGAUGAACCUGGACUUCUUCGUUACGAAAUGGGGUUCGCUCAGGUGCCGCCAACUUGGAGCGGUGAUUGAUCGCAACCAAGACCCGGGAACGUUCUAUGGACUUCAGAGUAUGCUUGUGCUGCGUGACGAGCGAACUGGCCAGCGCAGCAUACUGGUCUCACUAGGUGACCCCAGAUGGACACGCCUCAGGAGUCACGUCCUAGUGGAACUGGAGAGCAACGGAAUAUACGUGAAAUACACCAUCAACAAUGUGCUUCGGCGACUCGAAUGCCCUGCUGAUCCGCGGCAUCUUUAUGCAAAGGCUCAAUUGCACGCCCUAACAAGCCAUAUGUUACCAGACUCGCUCACUGGCCGAACUGGCAUCCAAGAAGCUCUUGACUGCCUCCAAUCAGGCUUUUGUCAGCCAUGGAUGCCACUUACCUGGGACGCCCGGAAUGCUUUGAUUCAAAUCGCUAGGCUGACACCAGAAAGAGCAUAUUAUCCAAAGGACAAGAAAUGUCAGCAGACUGUUUCCUGGGACCCUGACCUGACUCCAAACAUUCAGCAUGAGGGUUUCUAUCCCGUUGUUGACGCCAUCUUAAGGAAGUCCAAUCAGUUAUCUGAAUUCUCUAUCAAACAGACAGAUACACCAAACAAUUCGACAAUGCCCGCCAACACAAGCCAUCUGCGUGAGCGAGCACAACGGCGGCGGUCGGCCUUCGAAGCCGCUGGUUCGUUGCCGCCCGUUGAAGCCGAGGAUGUCCCCUAUUGUUCUCGAGACGGCUGGUCUAUGCCUAGAAGAGUCACCAAUGUUCGCGAAGUCGUGAGUUUGAUCCGGGAACAACGUUCUCUUAUACAUACGACGCGCGAUUUAAUAAAGCUUUUCGAAAGCUGGCCCUCGUUUGGUGGUUACGCAAACACGUUCAGUCUUUACAACCUCAACGACUUCCUCGAUGUCAACAUUGCUGAAGAAUGGGGUGGUCUCGUCAAUAUGAGCCGAAACACAGAGAGGGGAAAUUUACACAGACUUAUGUUCCAACUUGGUGUUAUAGCAUUCCGGGACCGCGUCAACAUGACGGCGUUGGUGGUCAUAGUCUCUUUCUUCAUAUUUCCAGAACUUCGAAGCCUUGCAUUUCCAGGAUACCCAUCACUUGUCAGGUUCGUCAAGGACGAGAAGCCUACCACUGAUAUUCUGCUCCCGGCUAUUAGGUCAUCAUACCCCCCUCGACCGGCGAUUUCCAAGAGACAUCGAGUCCACGAUGAGAAUUCCGGGUUCAAGUACGAUACCAACUGUGAGAAAGAGGGCGUCAAAUUAGCCGAGAUGCUGAUUCGACAAUGGCCUUGUACGGAGCCGUCCGUGGAAGACUUCGAGCCCACUAUUCUGGACAAAGCGCAGGCCCUCAAGGCUUUACUACCUGAAUGGACAAGAAUGUACCAAAACCUGCAGUUUCAGCGCCAUCUUGAGAAAGUCCAAACAAUACUUAAUCACCACUACACAGCGAACCAUGACUUUGCACCACCAACAGACUUGAGUCGCUCUCAAAAGGAGAUCUUGGGCCUGAAACGAAAGGGCAUUUUCUUUCUUUAUCCGCGACUUGAAGAAGACCUGCUGGGCAAACAGGCACUUCAGGCCCCCAAGUUACUAGAACUCGCCGUGGAACAGGGCGUUCUGGAGGCUCCAGAGUCGCCAGCUGGAGAACAAAAGGCCAAUUCGCUGCAUUUUCCGCCACAGGAAAUCCUUGAGCUCGAGGCGAUAGUCCGUCGGCUUGGUCAGUCUAGCUGUUCGGUGAGAUCCACGUACGCUCAAGACCUUGGACAAAGCAUCACGGCUUUGGCGACAAAUCAAGCUACCAAGCACGACCAUCGAGUCCACCAUGUCAAGCCCAAAGAAACAGCUGAAGCAGAUAUUCGAGCAGCUCACGCUGACAUCAAGGGUCAUCAUACCUGUAUCAGCCAGUCAUUCUCCUCGCAUGAUGCAAGGUUCAAAUGGCUAGCAAAAGGUGACUUAUGGCCUAUCAUGACUCCGACCACAAUCUUAAGGCAGCUACGAUCGACAUCACGACAUGUGUUCGGACCGGGCAUGUAUGAGUUGCUUAUCUCGUACGCUUUAGCGACUAGCAAGCUGCAGAAGCUCCUCAGGCUAAAGGACGCUGCGAUAAAGGGUGAUGAUAGCAGAAUCGAUCAUGAGCGUGCUGACUCUGGCCAUGUGAAUUGGAGUCCAGCUGACUUCCCGGACUGGAUUCUCCUUGAGAUCGACGCCAACAUCCAGAUCCGACAGGAUCAGGUUACCGUGGCUAAGGAGAUGAUUUCACCCACUUCCGGGGCUAAUUCCGUGCUACAGAUGAACAUGGGCCAGGGGAAAACAUCCGUGAUUAUGCCCAUGGUUGCCGCCGUGCUGGCAAACGGUGAGAUGCUUACAAGGCUUCUAGUCCCCAAAGCACUACUAUCCCAGGCGGCGCAAAUCCUCCAGUCACGCCUUGGUGGGCUACUGGGUCGUGAUAUCGUCCAUGUUCCAUUCUCACGGCGAACUCGGACAACUUUGACCCUCCUCGAAGACUACCACCAGUUGCAUGCUAGUACCUUGACCAAUUCUGGUAUAAUACUUGGCGUGCCCGAGCAUAUAUUAUCAUUUAAGCUCAGCGGUCUUCAGCGCCUGGCUGACUCGAAACUGACGGAAGCCAUUCAGAUGAUCGACACGCAGAAAUGGCUGAAUGAAAACUCGAGAGACGUCAUUGACGAGUGUGACUUUACCCUUGCUGUCAAGACGCAGCUGAUAUACCCCGGUGGCGCACAGCUUGUGGUUGAUGGGCACCCCGAGCGCUGGGAGGUCGCCAUGACUCUUCUUGGACUCUGCGCACGCCAUUUUAGUGACCUUGCUCGAGAGUACCCACGGAGCAUAGAUAUCCUUCAGCGCAGCUCGACCGGGUUUCCCGUGACUUACCUACUACGAAAAGACGUCGAAAAAGCUCUGGCGGCGAAGAUCGCACAAGAGAUCUGCGAUAAAAAGACAUCCCUGUUGCCGCUUGGGGACUGCAACGAGAAGGGCAAGGAGGCUAUCCGGUUGUUCAUCACAGAGGAGAAAGUCAACGAGUCUGUGACCAAACGUGUUGCAAAACUAUUUCCUGAUUCCCCCAAAUCGCGCAAGGUCGUCUAUCUGCUACGAGGGCUACUGGUGCACGGAAUUCUCAUAUUGUGUCUCAAGAAACGCUGGAACGUCGAGUAUGGCCUUCACCAUGGUCGAGACCCGAUUGCGGUGCCUUUCCACGCGAAGGGCGUCCCAUCUGAGCAGGCUGAGUGGGGCCACCCCGAUGUUGCAAUCCUGUUUACUUGCCUCGCGUUCUACUACGAGGGCUUGAGUCAGCAGCAAUUGAAAAGGAGUCUUGAGGCAGUCUUGAAGAGCGAUCAUCCGGCAACGGAAUAUGAGCGUUGGACACAAACCUCGGCCACACUACCGGAAGCACUACGGCAUUGGGCCGCCAUCUCAGUGGACGACGCUGGGCUAGUUGCGGAGAUAUGGAGACACUUGCGCUACACGCGCGAGGUGAUCAAUCAUUUCCUGGGCAACUUUGUGUUCCCUCUUCACGCUAAACAGUUCGCCACAAAGUUGUCGGCCUCUGGAUGGGAUUUGAUCUUGAGUCAUGGAUCACAGUAUCGUUCAACGCAGUGGAUUCAUCCGGGUAUAACGACAGGCUUCUCCGGCACGAAUGACAAUCGUCGGCUCCUUCCACUAACCAUCGAACAGCGUGAUUUACCUGGACUGUCUCACACGAAUGCCGAGGUGUUGACCUACCUUCUUCAGCCCAGAAAUAGGCGUUAUCAUGUGGCUAUUGGAGUGCACGGAAGACGUAUGUCUGAGUUUGCCCUGCUGGAAAACCUACAUAGGUCAAAUAUACGAGUUCUCAUCGACGCUGGAGCCUUCAUCAUGGAGAUGAACAAUGAGACGGUGGCCAGAGCAUGGUUGCAAGCAGACUGGAAAGCCAAAGGGGCCGUAUAUUUUGGCGACGACAACAAACCGUGGAUUAUGUACCGGAACUACAAACGUGCUCCGCUUUUUGCCAGCCCAUUUGCAGACGAUCUCACCGAAACCCUCGUUUACCUAGAUGAGGCUCACUGCAGAGGAGUUGAUCUCAAAUUCCCAGCCAACGCGACCGGGGCACUUACUCUAGGCCUUGGGCAGACCAAGGAUCAUACUGUUCAAGCUGCGAUGAGACUUCGCCAGCUUGGAACAACCCAGUCUGUGACCUUCAUAGCGCCGCCAGAGGUCCACCAGAGUCUGUUGGAUGUAUGCCACAAGACCGCAAACGAUACCCUGGAUUCGUCGGACGUGGUCACCUGGCUGCUUGAUCAGACAUGCGCAGCCAACCGUGAACUUUCGCCGUUGUAUUUUGCGCAAGGCAAAGACUUCACUGCCCGCAUGCAAGCAGCCGCCACUCAUAAGAAGUUCCUAUCAUCAGUCGAGCAUAGAAAAGCGUACCUGGAGACAUUGCAGCAGCCCGAACGGCAAACCUUGGAGCAGCUAUACGAACCAACGUACCGCGAUAGGACGACACCCGAUCUACCCCCAACUACUCUGUCCGCUGGAGGAAAAGUGGCCGCAUUGGUGCAGGCACUUGAAUCCAAGCGGCGACGGGAGUCUGAGGCAUUCGAGUCAGUCAUUAGCUCAGCACUCGAAGAGGUAGAGCAAGAACGCGAGGUUGCCUACGAAAUCGAAGAGGAACGGGAAAUCCAACGCCCUACUCGCAAGAAGCCUUUGCGCUUUCCAGGUCUGCAUGAGUCAAUCCUGAACUUCGCCAAAGGGGAUCUGCACGAAACAUCGGACUUCUUGAAAGCAUCGGAAUGGCUAGAAAGUACGCAUCUCGGAGAAAAGUACAACAUAGAAGGCUCGUCGCUCGUCCCUCACCUUUACUUGUCCCCUGAGUUUCCCAGGACUGUCAAGCUCAAAAAGUCGGGCAAUGACGAUUCCUACAUCCGACCCGUGAACUGGGUUCUCUAUAACAGAGUCACGGAGACCGCUCUGGUAGUCAUUCCUGAGGAGGCCGAGGAGUUGAUACCCAUAAUGCGCGGCUUUGCGCCCGUCAACAUGCACCUUAUUCUGUACGCGGCGCCCUGGACAAAGGCAAUGCUCCAUUUCAACAACCUGAAAUAUUACGCCCUACCCGGUCUUCCCUGGGACUGGAGGCCCCCUGUCUGGCUGCCGUUCGAGCUAGGAAUCCUCUCAGGCAGACUCUACUUCCCAUUCUCCGAGUACGAAGACCUCUCCAACCCGCUCUACUCACUAUCCGGCGACCCAGGCGAAGAAGACGAAUCGCUGAACGCAUUCACCAAGAAUCGCUUGAAUUUCAUGCAGGAGUGGCUCGCGAUCCGUCGGCAGGGGCAGGACAUCACGGAUACUCCGAUGGGGUACAUCUGCCAGAACUGGCCGCUGCGCAGUGACCACCCUUUCUUUACGGCGAGAGUGAUCAAUCUCGAGGACUCGCCUGGCCUCAAACCGCUUCGGUUCAGUGUGAAGGAUGAAGAGGAGGAGUAUUAUAGCAGCGAUGACGGGUUGCAUGUGGAUGAUAUGGAUGAUAUGGAUAUCGAUGUUGAUGACGAUCUAGCCGAGGCGCUUGAUGAUAUGAUGGAUGUGGAUUGA